This is a messenger RNA of Anguilla anguilla (European eel), 4316 nucleotides long. RefSeq names its product connector enhancer of kinase suppressor of Ras 1 (gene cnksr1). NCBI's taxonomy places the organism in Eukaryota, Metazoa, Chordata, Actinopteri, Anguilliformes, Anguillidae. The record is from RefSeq and is a predicted model, not a curated record. Gene Ontology annotation, molecular function: protein binding. The transcript has 21 exons. The coding region runs from base 16 to 2394 and encodes 792 amino acids.
AACCGGAUACUGGCCAUGGCGGGAAAUGGAUUGGGCCCCCCCCUCCACCAGUACCCGUUCUCGGAGUGGCAGCUCUCUGGACUGGACCUGGUGCAGUUGUGCUAUCCGGAGCUGGAGCAGCUGGGCGUUCAGAAGAUCGGCCACCAGGAGCUCAUUCUGGAGGCCGUGGAGAAGCUCUGCUCCAUGAUGUACGGCAUGGGCAACGAGAAUCUGCGCAGCCACACGGUGGGGCUGCGCAACGUGGCACACUCCAUGCAGAUGGGCCUGCAGAGCCGCUGGCGGGUCAACACCUACGAUGGCCAGAGCGCCACCAAGCUGCCCAGCGAGGUACUGCAGUCUGUCCUAGACCUCAUCACUGCUGCAAAAGGACUCUUCUCUCUGCUCAACAGGUACCUGUUCUCUCAGCUCAGCGGCUACACAGCCAGCAAAGACAUCAUCACACACUGCAGGGAGCUGGGGACCACCGUGCAGAAGGACAUCACGGUUUAUGAAAAAGAGAAGGACAUCAUAUCUAUUUGCCGUCGGCUGGUGGCCAUCUGUGACGAGAUCCUGAGCAGCACCCCGGAGUCUCUGCUCAGCCACACCGCCCACCUGGAGAGCGUGGACUUGGUUCCGGCCAACCCAGGAGACCAGCUGGGUAUUGAGAUCACCUCCACCGGCUCCAGUUCCCACUUUGUCACCGGCACUGCAGCCGAGUCACCCGCUGAGUUCUGCGAGAAGAUCCUGGCGGGAGAUGAGGUGGUCCAGGUCAACGAUCAGAUAGUGGUGGGCUGGAGCAGGGCGAACCUGGUGAAGAAGCUGCAGGAGAACCCCAACGGCGUCAGGCUGGUCCUGAAGAAGGUUCCGGUGUCUGUGAAACGGCGGCAGAGAGCUCCAGAGACCCAGUCUCCUGAGGAGGAAGAGGAGGAGGAGGAGGAGCCGAAGGAGAGGAAUUCCAUAUUGGGGAGGGUCGCCGCCUCCGUGCGAUCCCUGUCCUUCAGGGCAGCGGUCCACAGCCAGGAUAAUAAGAGGCCUACGGCCCUGGAAGAGGCUGAACUAGUCGGCUACAGUCUGAACCAAGGAGGGGCCCAGACAGCCACUUCCAAUCCGGAGGGGGCAGAGCUCGAGGAUUCCGAGGGAGCCGCACCGCAGGACUGCGCCGGGCCUGGAGGAGGGGCCGCCGGCGACCUGCCGUCACCGAGACCGGAGGGCGGGAGAGCCAGCGUCAGCUCCUGCCCCGAGAUGGCCGGGCACAGGGAGGAGAGAGCCUCAAAAAAGGGGGACAGGAAAGGCACGCGGACGACGAUGAGCCGGCGGCGGGUGUCCUGCCGGGAGCUGGGCCGGGCCGACUGCGACGGCUGGCUCUGGAAGAAGAAGAAGGAGAGCGGCGUCUUCGUGGCCCAGAAGUGGCAGAAGUUCUGGUUCGUCCUGAAGGGCCCGUCUCUGUACUGGUACACCAGCCAGCAGGAAGAUAAAGCGGACGGCCUGGUCCAGAUCUCCAGCUACAGCAUUGAGAGUGCAGGGGAACACAAGAGGAAAUACGUGUUCAAAAUGUGCCACAACCGCUUCCAGACGUUCUUUUUCGCCGCUGACAACGUCAGCGACAUGAGCAAGUGGAUAAACUCCUUAAUCACAGCGACACAUAGGUACAAGAAAAGUCCACCAGACAGCGAGGAAGAGUGCUGCAGUGAGACUGAACCUGAGGAUGAAGGAUCUAGCUCACCCCGCUCUCCCAGGCAUACAAAGAACCAGAGCAACACCCUGCCAAGGACCAAGGGUAAAAAGAGCAAGCCCGCGGGGACUGUGGGGAGUGCAGCAGUCUCCCCCACCACCGGGGGCAGCAAACCCACAGGCUCCGCCGAGGACGAGAUGGGCGUGCUGUUCCACAGGCUGCGGAAGGACGGCGUCUCGCCGAUCGGCGUGGAGCAGCCCACAACGCACGCGCAGUUCCGCCGCUCCUUCAUCCGCCGCAACAAGAACCCGGUCAUCAACGAGAAGGUGCACACGCUCCGGGCCCUGCAGAGCACGCUCAAGGCCAAGGAGGUGGAGCUGCAGCUCAUAAACAAGGUGCUGGAGGACAGCGCCCUGACGUCGCUCAAGUUCCGCGAGUGGAAGGAGAGCAACGAGCACCUGCUCCAGGAGAUCGACAGGCUGGCGGCGGAGCGCGAGCGGCAGGAGGCCGCCGGGCCACAGCCGCUCGCGCCGGCCGACGCGGUCGCCGCGGAGACGGGCGCCGAGGGCGACGACGCGUCCGGACUGAGGCUGAGCGACGGCGAGCAGCUGGUGGACGCGGAGCUCUCGGGCGCGGCGCACGCCGGCGGCACCGUCUCUCCGGCGGGAACCGAGCGCCAGGAGCCCAACGGGCAAAGCCAGAGCCUGGCAUCGCCGCCAACGGACAAUUACUUCUUCAUAUGAGACGCCGGCGCUGCCCUGCGCACGGCUGGGAUCCCACACUCCAGCCCUGCAGGGGGCGCUGUGUCUGCCGGUUUAACUCCAGUCCUGGAGGGGGCGCUGUGUCUGCAGGUUUAACUCCAGUCCUGGAGGAGGUGCUGUGUCUGCAGGUUUAACUCCAGUCCUGGAGGGGGCGCUGUGUCUGCAGGUUUAACUCCAGUCCUGGAGGAGGGCGCUGUGACUGCUGGUUUAACUCCAGUCCUGGAGGAGGGUGCUGUGACUGCUGGUUGAACUCCAGUCCUGGAGGAGGGCGCUGUGACUGCUGGUUGAACUUCAGUCCUGGAGGAGGGCGCUGUGACUGCUGGUUUAACUCCAGUCCUGGAGGGGGCGCUGUGACUGCUGGUUGAACUCCAGUCCUGGAGGAGGGCGCUGUGACUGCUGGUUGAACUUCAGUCCUGGAGGAGGGCGCUGUGACUGCUGGUUUAACUCCAGUCCUGGAGGGGGCGCUGUGACUGCAGGUUUAACUCCAGUCCUGCAGAGGGUACUGUGAACUCCAGGCCUGGAGGGGGCACUGUGUCUGCAAGUUUAACUCCAGUCCUGGAGGAGCGCGCUGUGACUGCAAGUUUAACUUCAAUCCUGGAGGGGGUGCUGUGACUGCAUGUUUGACUCCGGUCCUGGAGGGGGCGCUGUGACUGCAGAGUUAACUCCAGUCUUGAAGGGGGCAGUGUGCAUACAGCUUUAACUCUGCUCCUAAUGGCCACAGUGUCUGCAGUUUUAAAUCUAGUCUUGGGGGGCACUUAAACCUGCGGUGACAGUGCCCCCUUCUGCACUGAAGUGAACCUGCAGGCAGUGUGGCCCUCCAGGACUGGAAUUUGAGAUCCUUGCUGUAGCGUAUGUUCUGUUUUUAUUUGGAACCUAAUUUCAGAAUGGCAAAAUGAUGUAAGUAAUGUAACAUAUUAUUAUUAACUGGAUAAUGAUGUAAAAAUAAUACAUUCUCCCAGAAAAAUUUGGUUUUGUCAAUGUAUUCUUUUUGGAAGGAGGCAGACAAGGAAGGUGGAUAACAUCUGUUGUAUAACUCAAUUGUGACUCACUGGUCAUUGUUUUGUCAUGUAUUUAUGGGGUUGGAGUUUUCAGCACAUUUAUUUUCAUUUUUUUACAGUUUCGUCGCAAUUUUAACAAUUUUUAAAAAAAGAAAAUAUUAAGCAAAUGUUUAAUAUAUCUUUGUGUACAUAUACACAAGUGUACAUUAGUUUUAUACGUCAUUUUAAAAAAGUACCUCAUUAGGUUUUCGCAAAUCUAAAGUGUACGCAUUUGCAUUAAAGUUUUGUCACCACUGUGAGCCAUGACCAAACGUUACUGCCUGAAACGUGUUCUUCUGCAAACUGUGGUACUGUAGCCUGUGGUCCGUUGAGCCAAGAAACGUUGCUGUCACCAACGCAUGGAAUUCAGUUGGGGGGAAAGCGGUAAGCUUUCGAAAAGUGCGUCUGAGCAAGCCGUCUUUCACCGUGCGUGUACUGGUUUUGGAUCUUGGCAGCCAGUGAUUCUUUGCACCCAGGUGUACUGCUGAUUGUUUGGAUGUGAGAACUGUGCGAUGCUUUAAACUCCACCUGCGGACACCAGGAGAGAAAACCUCACCUGUUCGUCUACGCCCGCCGCCCUUGAGAAAUGCAAGCGUGUGCAGACCUGUCUGUGUAGGUCACCCAUGCGUGUGUCUGUCGUGUCAGAGCAAUAAAGGGCCUCGAAGAUCAUAGAUCCGCUCGCUGACUGAGUGUGUUUGCAUGCGUGUGUAAAGCGAAAACACAAAUGCGUACUUCAUAUUUAACCAUCCUGUCUUUGUAAAAAAAAAAAAAAACGCUUUUUUUAUUUUUACAUUUUUACACUGCUGUGCUUUCUGAUACAGGUGUACAGUAGCGCUUGUAUACAAGUGUCAUGUCCUGUCUCAUGUG